UUGGUUGGGAAGCCACUGCUGUAAGCGAAUCUUAUAUUCAUACACUUGUCUUUGGUGUCUAUAUUGUUCUCGCUAACUUCACAAAGGUACUUUACUAGUGUCUUUGUAUCUUUAGGCGUCUUUCUUUUUGGCUAUGACCAAGGUGUCAUGUCUGGUAUUAUAACGUUCGUCUCCUGUCCUAAAAGAAGGUCCCAGGGUGUUCUCAAAUUAAUAACAAGGCAGUGGUUGGUAUUUUAAGGACUAUUUCAACCAACCGUCACGCGCUGCAAUUGGUACGGUUGUUGCAAUUCUUGAGGUUGGAGCCUUUAUAUCCUCGUUACUUGUUGGACGUAUUGGCGACUUGAUAGGGCGUCGCCGAACGAUUCUUUACGGCUCAAUAGUCUUUUUCAUAGGCGGAGCACUGCAGACAUUUGCAAAUGGACUCGCCAUGAUGAUGGUUGGUCGUAUCGUCGCUGGUUUAGGAGUUGGCGCGUUGUCAACGAUCGUGCCUGUUUAUCAGUCUGAGAUAUCGCCCCCCCACAACCGAGGGAAGCUGGCGUGUAUUGAAUUCACCGGAAAUAUUUCAGGAUAUGCAGCCAGUGUAUGGGUUGAUUACUUCUGUAGCUUCAUCGACAACAACUAUUCGUGGCGUCUACCGUUACUAUGCCAGUGUAUAAUGGGGGCUCUUCUUGGACUAGGAAGCCUCAUUAUAUGUGAAUCACCAAGAUGGCUGUUGGAUAAUGACUAUGAUGAGGAAGGCAUGGUAGUCAUUGCUAAUCUCUACGGACAGGGAGACUUGCACAAUGACAAAGCAAGACAGGAAUACAGAGAAAUCAAGAUGGAUGUUCUUCUUCAACGGCAAGAAGGUGAAAGGUCUUACACUGACAUGUUCAAGCGAUACAAGAAACGGGUCUUGAUAGCCAUGUCCGCUCAGGCUUUAGCCCAACUGAAUGGUAUUAACGUCAUCUCCUAUUAUGCCCCGCUCGUUUUCGAAUCAGCAGGGUGGGCGGGCCGCGAUGCUAUUUUAAUGACUGGCAUCAAUGCAAUUUCAUACCUCGCAUCCACGGUUCCUCCAUGGUACCUUGUUGACCGCUGGGGUAGGCGACCAAUCCUACUUUCGGGAGCUGUCGCUAUGAUUGUCUCUCUCUCUUUGAUAUCAUACUUUAUUUUUAUUGAUGUUGCAGCAACUCCCACGCUCACUGUGAUCCUCGUUAUGAUCUACAAUGCUGCUUUUGGCGCAUCCUGGGGACCUAUCCCAUGGCUAUACCCGCCUGAGAUCUUGCCAUUAAGCAUUCGUGCAAAAGGCGCCAGUCUUAGCACAGCUACGAACUGGGCUUUCAAUUGGCUUGUUGGAGAGCUCACACCUAUCCUUCAGGCCGUAAUAAAAUGGCGCCUCUACCUAGUGCACGCCUUUUUCUGUGCGUGUAGCUUCGUCCUCGUUUACUUCCUAUAUCCGGAGACUAGUGGCGUUCGUCUUGAGGAUAUGGAUACUCUGUUUGGGGACGCAACUACCGCCAUGCCAACACCCGCCUCUCAAGGAGAACGUGGCUCUCUAAUGGGUGUUAGUUCGCCUGUGCCUUCACUUGACAUACGGCGGCAAUAUGGCCAGUUUGGCCCUGAAAAUGCCAUUCCUGGUCUAGAUAUUGAUCCUCCGAUCAUCAAUGCUGGCGAGAAUGCUAAAGUCGGUCAGCGUGGUUCUCAAGAUGGCGGUGGCCGCCUUGAGGGCCUUGGCGGUUGGAUCUCGAACAUGGUCUCUCGCCACAAGGGGUCAUCUGGACAACGGCUCCAAGGCACUCAGUAUAGACGCCUUGGGCAAGAUGACGAGAACGAGUAAUGGGACGGUAGGGCAUCAUCAGCUCGCAAUGAGGUCCCUAUACAUCUUCCAUUGAUAUCACAUUUCCUUUUUUUUUUCAAUUCUUUUUCCUUUACUUCUUACGAAGGGUCUGGGAUGGAGUUUUUUACAUGUCGCACGUGCCCGUUUCUUGGCCUUUGCUUCGUGUCCAUAUCCUUGACCGCAUAUCACACUCUGUCUCCUAGUACACGUACGCCUACCGUUGUCUUACCACAUUGCUGCGUAGAAUAACGGUGCAUCUGUCUUGACACGGCCUUUUGUGGGAUAGUAUAGAGUUAUCAGGUAUUACCCAUGCCGAGAUAUUAAUUCGGACUUGAAAUCUCAAUGGACAUGAGCUAAUCACUGUGCACUGGGAUGAAAGAGAUCGCAACAUUUUGUCCUAGAUGUUCACAACCUUGAAGAUAGCGCUCAAGAUAAUAGGGAUUACUGAGAGCUGUGUUCUUCAAUUAACUCCAUCAGUCUCUUUGGGGGUGAACGUUCGGAUUAUGGCGGAGUGACUUUAGUGGGAGUAGGCUGUUACUGUGUGGUAAUAUGUGUAUAUAAAAGAAAAUUUAGUCGUUUGCCGAUCUUGCAAA
Messenger RNA from Aspergillus pseudonomiae, 2406 nucleotides. RefSeq names its product putative MFS monosaccharide transporter. Bases 428 to 1813 code for a protein of 461 amino acids. The record is from RefSeq and is a predicted model, not a curated record. NCBI's taxonomy places the organism in Eukaryota, Fungi, Ascomycota, Eurotiomycetes, Eurotiales, Aspergillaceae. Gene Ontology annotation, biological process: carbohydrate transport; transmembrane transport. Gene Ontology annotation, cellular component: membrane. The transcript has 4 exons. Gene Ontology annotation, molecular function: carbohydrate:proton symporter activity.